UCAGGUCACUGAAACCCUAAUCGCGUGCUCCCCGCUUUCUCUUUCCUAAAGCGUUCGUAGUGGGUAACUGGUACCUCAGAGUCUAACCGGUUAGAGCGCGAAGAUGGCGUGUGCUUCGCUAUAGUCUCUGCAGGCUGUAUCUCGAAACGCGUAGUUUUCGCUGACGAUGGUGCUGCACAGAGCAAGCAAGCGGAGAAAGGUGCACGGGGCCUUUCCUUUCGCGCUCUUUGGCUCGAACGAGUGUCCCGCAGAUUUUCCCCGCGGCCCGGUUCCUUUUCGCCAACUAGUUCAGAAUCUAAUUCGCGAUUUCGCAGAGCCCGAUUCGUGUAACAUCGAGGGCGUCGCUUCGUGGACGAUUCGCCUGCAAGACGACAAGGGCCACCGCAUCGGCUUGCGUGUCCUCGAGGAGAACGUGCGAGCGUCGGGCCGCGCACACUGCGACAACUGCCGCGUGGCAGGGUGGAGCCACCACCCAGUGUCCGUGCACCGCUACCACUUCAUAAUACCGCUGGUGGCGGACGUGGACGAGAACAACAGCCAGGGCAUUGGCAAGGGCCGCAAGCUCUGCCCCAACUGCAGCGCCGUCAUCGCCUCUAAUGCCAAACGGUGCACUGCAUGUGGGCACGACGCAGUGCGUGGCACCCUGCUGGAGUCUCAGACGCAUCUGCUGCACGGAGUGGUCCACACCAACGGAUUCGGCCACCUUCUCCGAAUCAACGGCCGGGAACGCGGCUCACGCCUCGUCACUGGGCGGCAGCUGAUGAGCCUGUGGGACCGCAUGUGCACCAUGCUUAAUGCCAGGGAGGUGACAUGCAUGGAUAUGUCCAAGAAGCUUGGCCUGGACUUGCGUCUGCUGCAUGGGCUGGCGUACGGGCACCCGUGGUACGGCCGGUGGGGUUACCGCUUCGGCAAGGGGUGCUACGGCGUGACUGAAGACGUCUACAGUCACGCCCUCGCAGCAGCGGCCGCGACUCCACUUGCGGCGAUCCAAGAGCAUUUCAGGGGAUUGGACCCGGACUUAGUCGCUAUUAUAGAGCAUUAUCGGUCGUGGGCCAGCAAGAACAACACUAGCGCGUCGAUAGAUGCCGUGCCAGUACCUCGUGCUAUAGCACCACCUCAACCAGCUGCAGCGCUUGCUCAAGACCCACGGUCUACUGUAAAACAUUCACUACCAGCAGGAGCAGUUUCAGGAGCGGCAGCAGCAGCAGCAGCAGCGACAGGAGCAGCAGCAGCACCUGGAAUGCAAGUAGAGCUGCGUGCAGCAUCAGGCCCUGGAGUCGUGACCUCCCAAGCAACGGAUUCUGCCAUCGUAGGAGGGACCACUCCUAUUAUCCCCUGCCAUCAGCCGCUCCAUCCCACGCUGCCCCUUCCACCUUCUCCCCUCUCACCAGCUUUCCUUGAUACUUCUUCCCAUGCUACAGCCCCCCAUGCUGCAGCCCCCCUUGCUAAUGCCCCCCAUGCUACUGCCCCCCAUGCUACUGACCCCCAUGCUACUGCCCCCCAUGCUACGGCUCCCCAUUCGGGUCUCCCCCAACCGGCCCAAGCCGAAGGCUUGAGAACACUGGGCCAACUCAUAAGGCUGAUGCUCGAACUGCUGUCGUCAUGUCCUGCUGCCGCCCCCGCUGCUACCGGUGCUGCUGCUGCUGCUGCUGCUGUUGAUCCUGAAGUCCCUGUUGCCCCUUCUGCUGCUGUUGCUGCUGCUGCUGCAGCUCCUGCUGCUGCUGCGGCUCCUGCCGGUGCAGCUAGUCAUAUAGCUAGUACUAGUAGCAUGGGCAGUAAGAAAGUUAGGACUGGUGUACAUUCUGCCUCCCUCCCUUCAUCUCCUGACAUAACCCCGAGACUGAAUUUUCUCGCAUUGACCUCUCCUCCUCUGACUUCCCCUCUACUAAGCUCCCCCCUACUGACCUCCCCUUCACUUACUCCCUCCCCACUCACGCUCCCCUCCUCGCCCCUCGCCCCUAGUCCCUCUAACCCUGUCACAGCCCAAAGGCCUCUCUCUUCUCCUAAACCUCUUCCUCGUUCACCAUCCAAUUCACGAGGCAUCAAGAGCCCACCUCCCAUCACGCCCCGAACCCGCUGCAAGGAGCACGCUCAAGUGCAGGAUCCGUCCCCCCUUUCUCCCCGGACCAGGCUCGGCGGCACGGCUUCGGCACCCAGGCUGACUGCCGAGCCUAGCUUCAAGGUCUGGGUGAAUUCUGAAAGAGAUGUGCAGGACAGAAUCGGGGCAUGUGCAGGUAUGGAGGGAGGCACUACUCUCGAUAGAAAAAUCCCCAAGGUAAUGCUUAGAGAUAGAAUGAUUCCUAACGUAACUGUUACAGAUGGUUUGGGCCCUGCAUUAGAACAUCCUAACAGCAUGCCUAGAGCUCCAGGCGGCAGCAGUUGCAGGGUUUCAAAGGGUACUGAGGUUACCAAGUCGCGUGGUAACUUGUGUGAGCUCGUGUCCCCACGAAGCAGACAAGCAAGAGGCGUUGUUAGGUCUUCUUCUGCUAGUGUGCCCCCUGCUGAACGGGGAAGGGUAGGCAGAGGAGCAGAGGGGGACGUAAAUGGGCGGAGGAGAGGAGAAGAGGGUGGGGCGGAUGUGUGGACGAGAGGAGACAGGGGUGGGGCGGAUGGGGUAGCGCAGGGGGAAGCAGGGGGGUUAGGGAGCCGAGGAGAAGUAGUGAGAACAAGGGGAAAAGAGGAAUCAGUGGGAGCAGUGGGAGGAGGUGGGAGGGGUGGGGGGAGACCGAGAGGCCCGGCACAUUCCACCGUUUUGACGAGUGAUGAGGAGUCUUCCAGCUCAUCAGAGGGGAGUGAUGACGUGGGCGAGGCCACAGGAGCAAGAGAAACAGCAGUAGGAGCAGCAGGAGCAGGAGUAACAGCAGCAGAAGCAGCAGUAGCAGGAGUAGUGGGGCCGGCAAGAGCAGGUGGAGGGGCAGGAAGGGGAGGAGGCAGAGGAAGAGCGGCGCGUGGGGGAGGAGGGCGAGGGAGGAACGGCGAGCUCAAGGCGCUGGUAGCAGCAGAUGCUCAUGCCCCAGGGGAUGAUGUUGACAGCCCAGUUGACAGUCCAGUGGACAGUCCAGUGGGAGAUGAGGCAGCAAGGGCCGCUAUGGGGAGACUGGGGAGAGGAUGGAGGGGAGAGCUCGUAAGCAGGGAGGGGGAGGGUUGUGUGGGUCACGGGGCUUUGGAACCAGCGCAAGAGUUAGAGGCUCGGAACGGAACGAUUCGGAAUGGGCAUGCUCGCUCUGGGAAGGAGCGUGAGAAGAAGUGUGAGAAGGAGUGUGGGGAAGAGUGUGGGGAGUAUGAUUACAGGGGCUUGGAUGCGCAUGGGGAUUGUGAGGAGCUUGGCUGGUAUGCGGAGCAUGCUGGUGGUGAUGGUGAUGGGUGGUGGGGGCUGGACGCAUGGGAGGAGGAGCUAAGGGCCGAUGUGAUGGGGUGCGGUGCGCAGAUGUCAAAGGACCAUGUGAUGGGGUGUGGGGGCGAGAACGGAUGCGGAUUAGUGGAGGGAGAGGAGAGGGGGGAUGAGGGGUCGGAAGGAAAGGAGGAGAAGGGGAUGGGGAAUGUGAAAGAGGAGAAGGAGGCGGGAGAGGGUAGCGAAGAAGAAGAAAUGGAGGAAGGAGGCGGGGCAGACGAGAAGUUGGAGGAUGAAGAGGAGUUAGUGUUGCAGGAGCUGGGCGAAACGACGGGAGUGCUGGAAUCGGGCGAGGAGAAGGAGGAGGAGAAGGAGAAAGAGAAGGAAGAGGAGGAGAAGGAGGAGGAGCAGCAGGAGAAGGAGAAGGAAGAGGAGGAGAAGGAGAAGGAGCAGCAGGAGAAGGAGAAGGAAGAGGAGGAGAAGGAGAAGGAAGAGGAGUGGGGCUGGGAGGAAGGGAUGGUGGAUAGGGGUGGAGUGGGGGAGGGGGGCAAUGGAAGGAAAGGGAGGCGGUGGGUUUUGCGGGGGGAUGCCGACGGUGGAAGAGGGGGGGCAAGCAUUCGAAGGACGGGAAUACGAGAGGGGCAUUUAGAAGUGGAUGUGAAUACGAGACAGGCGUUAGUCGAGAGCAACGAAGGUGGGGAAGCAGGCGAGCCAAGGUCAUCAAGGGUUGACAGUUGUUCUGUGGGGAGACCGCUGAAUGGAAAAAAAGUCGCUGCCAGUUUGGAUAACAGGCAGCCUGUAUAUAGAGGAGCUCGUCUGGUUGAAAAGGAGGGCAUUGAAAAGAAGGGCGUUGGUAAGAAGGAUCUCCACGAAAAUGUUUCCAAUGUACAGACGCAGGGGAAACGGCCAGGGAAGACAGGAUGUGUGAAGAGUGCCGUGGAGAAUGGAAAGGGUGGCAGAGAGCGAAGCUGUGGGGAAGUAGGGAAGCCGAGUUGUGGUGCGAAGCGGAAAGAGGCAGUGCUGAAUGAGAGGCGGGAGAAUGGGUGGAGUGAUGUGAGAGAGUAUGCUGGGGGUGAGCAGAGGGGCAAUGAUGGGAGAGAUAGGAGGAGCAGAGAAGCAGUUUUUGAGACUUCUGGAGAAGCAGCUGCGAGUGCAAACGGAAGGUGCCUUUCCAGGGAAGGGAGGCACCAACCAUCUGUUGGCCUGACGAAGAGGCACAGGCUGGAGGAGAGGAAGCUGCUGCAGCAGCAGCAGCAGCAGCCACUGCAGCAGCAGCAGCAGCAGCAGGAAGAGCAGAAGAAGCAAAAGAAACAGGCAACGCUGCAAUACCCGGUUAAGAGAGCGGAAAGUGUAAAGCGGAGUGGGCCGCUCAACGGGACUCGGUAUCUGACAAUGGCGGGGGAGGGGUUGGCAGGGAGGAGGGGGGCAGAAGUGCGGAGAGAGGAGCAAGAGCAGGGGAGGAAGAAGAUUAAGACAGAGCCGGAGCAUGGUGAGAUGCCAGAGGAGAGGAGAGGGAAGGGGGACGCGAUGACAGAGGGAGCAUGGGAGGGGUGGGAGGAGAGGGAGGGAAGGGAGAGGAAGGAAGGGAGGGAUGAGAGGGCAGGAAAGGGGAGGAAGGAAGGGGCAUGUGGUAAGGAGCGGAGGGAAGCGGGGGAGGGUUGUGAGGAGAGGGAGAGCAAGAGAGUAAAGCAUGGGGAGUGUGGCAGAGGGGCGAAGGUGGUUUGUGAGUCAGCUAAAGCGGCAGCACGGGCUGGGAUGGAGGGUUGUGCCAUGGAGAGAAGGGGCCUACUUGUGGAUCACAGAGGUGCUGAUACUGAUGAGGACAAGUGCUUGUUGCAGUGUGGGAUGCAGGAUGGUGAGGAGGCACAGCAAACGGUGCAUAGUGCUCAGCCAACAGGGCGAAAUGCCCCAGCAAUCGAAGUCCAUUCCUCCGUACCUUUGUCUCCCCCGAAUGCAGCAUUAGCCCAACUUCCAGGACCCCCUUCUCCCCCACUUCUCCCCAAGCUGACUGCCCAUCUCCCUAAAGCCUCUGAAGCGCCUCAAGAGCACUCUCCCAUGAUCUCAAUCCCGUUGGAGACGACUCUAAGACUGUUUGCUCCGCUCCCAACCCCCUGGGGACCUCAACUCACUGGAUUCGGGGCACAGGACGGGCUGGGGGCUGAGGCGGGUAAGUUAGGGGGAGGUGGUGGGGGGGGAGGAGGGGGAGGAAAAGAGGGUAUGAUUCUGGAUCACAGCAAAAGCACAGGACCCAGGGCGCUGGCACUUAGUAAAGCAGCCUCGUUUAGCAAAGAGCGGGGUUUGAAGACUCCUAGCAAUGUAGGAGCGGCUUGUGCUUCUCCUGUGAGUGGCGGCUUUGAAAAGGCAAUCCACCAGCAGUAUCUGCAGCAGCAGCAGCAAGGUGCGGCAGUGGCGCUGCUGCCCGCUACUAGUAACCCCGUGGAGCCUCAUAUGCGCUAUCUCUACCGCAACCUGCUAGAAGGCGCAGCCCGGCCCUUGUACUCCAGGUCCCUCUAUCCCAGGCCUUUCUACCCCGGCCUGGUUGCCUCACCACUCCACCCCACCCUUGCCAGCAGGGCCUUCGCACCAACCCUUCCUGCCAGGCCGAUUCCCCCCACCCAGCAUCUGCAACGGCCCUUCAAACCCUCCCAUGCUAGCCCACCCACGCUUGCUGGCACCAGCGGCGGCAGCAGCGGCAGCAUUGGCAGCAGCAGGAUUGGUGCUGCUGAUGCUGAUGGGCUCCUGGCGCUGGUUCGCGUGAUUCUGGACACAAAGCACCUGGUGAAGGGGUACUGGGGUGGGGAGCGGUGCGGAGCGGCAGUGAGAGAGGCGGAUGGGUGGAUGUGUGUGGCGUUUAGGGUGGCGGUGGAGGGAAGUGGGGAGGAGGAGGAGGAGGGGAAACCUUCGGCUAUAGUGGAAGGUGAAGGGGAGGCAGGUGGAGAAUCAAGUACUGGGGUAGCAGCAGGAUUAGGAGCAGGAGCGGAGGCAGGUGCACGGCAAGCAGCAGUAAUAGCAGCAGUUAAAGAUGAAGCAGCAACGGCAGUAACGUCAGAAGCUGCAGCAGGAGCAGCAGCGGCAGUAAGAGGAGUGGAGCCUGUGCCACGGCAGAGGAAGCUCGGGCCGGUACCAGUGGAGUAUGUGGUGGUGCCGACAGACGCCUCAGUGGAGCAGCUGAGAGUGGCGAUAGAGAGGAGCAUGAGAGACACAUAUUGCGCCAUGUCCAGAUUCAGCGUUUCUCAGCUCCCCCUCCUCGCUCAUCUGCCACCCUCAGCCUUGGUUCGGCCGAACCUGAGCCCUCGCUGCGUGUUGCUGGUUCGGGGCUCAGGCAUGGACGGAGGCUCGGACCUGUGCUGGGAGGGAGGUUCGGAGGGGUGGGUGGUGGAAUGUAGCUGUGGCACGAGGGACGACGACGGCGAACAGAUGGUGGCGUGUGAUAGGUGUGAGGUGUGGCAGCACACUCGCUGUGCGGGAUUCUCUGAGCCCCCCUCCAGCUUCCUCUGCGACCUCUGCUCGCUGCUGCUCUAGCCUCUCUGCUGUUCAAGCUGUGAUCCCUGCUGCUGUAGCCUGUAGGUUCGCACUGGCUCCUGCUGCCUGUAGCAUAUGCUCCAUACAUACGUACCCAACUCGACACUGUCCACGAUGAAGCACCUCUUGCUUGCUGUAAUAACCUACCUUCCAACUAACCUGUGGCCCUCUCACAGCAAGGCUGUCGAUUUUCUGGUAAGUGUCGCUACUUUUAGUAC
This is a messenger RNA of Closterium sp. NIES-67, 7071 nucleotides long. Lineage: Eukaryota; Viridiplantae; Streptophyta; Zygnematophyceae; Desmidiales; Closteriaceae. The record is from the annotation of a GenBank genome assembly.